AACGAGGGAUAUCUUCCCAAGCCAUGAAGAAAACCCGGGGGAAGGGAGACAGGGAGAGAAGCUGAGAGAGAGAGAGAGAGAGAGAGAGAGAGAGAGAUGAAGGUUUGGACGAAAGCGAUGUCCAGUCCAAGCAGGACGGAGAGGUUUCAGCCGCCAUUAACGAUGAAGUUUCUUCGUACCAAUGCUGCCAGCCGAAGCAGAGGCAGGUCGCGUGCCAGCCCCAUGUUCGUCCGCCGCAGGAACAACGCCGCCGCCACGGCCGCCAUCGAAACACAGGCCGAGCCGACUUCCCCCAAAGUCACUUGCUUCGGCCAAGUCCGUGCCGCUGCCACUCAAACCUCCCGCCGUCCACGAGCUUCCGCCGCCGUUCCCUGUUCUUCUUGCUGCGGCCUCAAAGCCACUCCCUUUUCCAGCGGCCUUUCCGGCAAGCGGCCCCGACCCAGACCCGUUACGACCGCCCACCGCAAAUGGGUCUGGUUUUUCCGGCCCGGGUGUUGUCGGAGAGCCGUAGUUCGCGACGAUUCGUCGAAAAUGGAGCCCAAUCGAGCUGGCGAGUACAGAGCCAAUGCCACUGAAGACGACGAAGAACAAGAAGCAGUUGACGAACCCGAGCCCAAACUUAAAUUAGCAGAAUCCGAGGUUUUCAAUUAUCGUUGUUCCCCGCCUAAAAACGCGCUGCUCUUGACUCGGAGCCGAUCUGCGCCGUACAGAUCUUCGUCUCUGGCGAGCCGAUUCUGGGGCUCGGCCGCCGAAACAGUGGAGGCUAAUAAUGAAGAAAACAGGGAACUGGAUUGUAAAGAUUCGACCUUGGAAUCGCGGACGGAUCCAGAAAAGCAAGAAAAUCCGGAAUGUUCGAGAGAAUUCGAAGGUUCACUCAAUGGAGAAGCCAAAGAAAUCAUUCCCCAAGAAGCCAAGACGGGGCCGCUGACUCUGACAAGGUGCAAAUCAGAGCCGGCGAGAGUCUGGCAUCAGAGACGGUUGGGUCUUGCGGAGACUUGCCUUCCAAGUUUGUGAUCAAACUAAUUGAUCCGAUUGAAUCAACAUUAGGCGGAAUCAACACUUGUUUUGAGUAUAAGGAUCAAGUAUUUGUAUUUGAUCCGAAUCCCAAAUAGACAAAAAAGUACUACUUUGUACACUCCUAAAUAGAUAAUUGAUGUACUUAUCAUCGUCUUGAGUUGUUAUAAUUUAUUGAAGAUCUUUACCGGCUUGAGUUGAGUUUCCCUUCUUUUGUUACCGGAACCAUAUAGUUUUGCAUUGCAGGGAAUCUCUGGGUCUUUGGCAAAUGGUAAUAUAUAACUGUAAGUUGAAUCUUAUACUGUAAC
Messenger RNA from Diospyros lotus (date-plum), 1322 nucleotides. RefSeq lists its product as uncharacterized. Bases 97 to 1014 code for a protein of 305 amino acids. NCBI's taxonomy places the organism in Eukaryota, Viridiplantae, Streptophyta, Magnoliopsida, Ericales, Ebenaceae. The record is from RefSeq and is a predicted model, not a curated record. The transcript has a single exon.